Aspergillus tanneri is the source of this 378-nucleotide messenger RNA. Its product is annotated as RNA recognition motif domain-containing protein. Gene Ontology annotation, molecular function: RNA binding. The record is from RefSeq and is a predicted model, not a curated record. The transcript has 2 exons. Lineage: Eukaryota; Fungi; Ascomycota; Eurotiomycetes; Eurotiales; Aspergillaceae. Bases 1 to 378 code for a protein of 125 amino acids.
AUGCGUGAUCGCGACACCGGUCGAAGUAAAGGAUUUGGCUUCGUUACCUUUAGCAGUGGGAAUGAGGCAGAUGCAGCAAUAGUUGGGCUCCAUGAACAGGAGCUUGAUGGUCGCCGUAUUAGAGUUAACCUGGAGAAAGCCAGUGGUGGCUCCAGUGGUGGUUACGGUGGUGGUGGUGGUGGUUACGGUGGUGGUGGUGGUGGUUACGGUGGUGGUGGUGGUGGUUACGGUGGUGGUUACGGUGGUAAUUACAGUGGUGACAGUGGUGGUGGUUACGGUGGUGGUUACGGUGGUAAUUACAGUGGUGACAGUGGUGGUGGUUACAAUGUUGGUGGUUACGGUGGUUACCGUGGUUACAGUGGUGGUGGUGGCUACUAG